AUGAGCGUCGAGUUGAGGCGUUACUCUUCCGACACUGCCAUCUCGUAGAACUUGCAACAUGCCGGCGGAGGUACGCAAUGGCGUCCCAUCGACGGCCAAUGGCACCAAAUACAGGCGCAUAACGCCUCGAGAUCAGCCGGAAAACCCUUUCAUCAAACUCAUUCCUGAUCAAUCGAUUGCCGUCAUACCCAGCUUCGAGCUCGAAUCGGGAGUCGUGCUGCAUAAUGUCCACAUCGCUUACAAGACAUACGGCACGCUGUCGCCGGAAGGAGACAAUGCCAUGGUCAUAUGUCACGCUCUGACGGGUAGUGCAGAUGUGGGAGACUGGUGGGGACCUCUACUGGGUGGACCCGGGGAAGAGGGUAAGGAAGCCAGAGCGUUUGAUCAGUCACGGUUCUUUGUGGUUUGCAUGAACAGCCUAGGAAGUCCUUAUGGGAGUGCUAGUCCUGUGACUGCGAAGGAUGGUGAUCCGGACAACGAGCAUUACGGACCCGAAUUCCCUUUGACUACGAUCAGAGAUGAUGUGAAUAUCUUCAAGUUGUUACUGGAUGAUCUUGGCGUGAAACGGAUCGCUACAGUCAUUGGUGGCUCGAUGGGCGGUAUGCUGGUACUGGAGUUUGCGUACUUCGGCAAGGACUACGUGCGGACUAUCAUACCUAUUGCGACUUCCGCGAGAUAUAGCGCUUGGGGCAUAAGCUGGGGCGAGGCGCAACGGCAGAGCAUCUAUAGCGACCCGAAGUACGACGAUGGCUACUACCCGUUCGAUGACCCGCCCUCGACUGGACUGGGAGCGGCACGCAUGUCUGCACUGCUAACGUACCGCAGUCGAGACUCGUUUGAGACACGCUUUGGCCGUAACAUCCCGGAUGCCUCGCGCAAGCAGAACAUCAACGGUAAUCCACGUCCGCAGACGCCGACAAACGAACACUUCGCGAUACACAACGAAGGACACCGCCACGCUGGCUCGCCACGACCGGGGAAGAGCGGCGACAUGACAUCGUCGGUCGAGUCGCUCGAGGCCCCAAUCGCCACGGUCACGGACCCGCAGUUCCAUGGAGCUACACCAUUGCCCGGCCCUCCGCCGAACAAGAGGCGCAUCACCACCUACUACUCCGCUCAAUCCUACCUCCGCUACCAGGGCGAGAAGUUCAUCAAGCGCUUCGACGCUAACUGCUAUAUUGCCAUCACACGCAAACUCGACACUCACGAUGUCUCGCGCGGCCGAACAGACAACUCCGGCUCACCUUCACAGGAAGAAGUGAAUGCUGCGCUAGCCAUGAUCGAGCAGCCCACGCUUAUCCUGGGCAUACAAUCGGACGGCUUAUUCACGUACGCCGAACAGCAGGAGCUGGCGGCCGCGAUCCCGAAUUGCGAGCUGAAGACCAUUGACAGUCCGGACGGUCACGACGCGUUUCUACUGGAGUUUCGGCAGGUCAAUGCGCUUUUGCUGGAUUUCUUGAAACGCGAGUUACCGGACAUCAUGUCGCGGGAGCCUGUCAACUGGCCGCCGAAGCAGGAGCAGCCGAAGGAGGCGAAGGCGAGUACAUUUGGAGAGGCGGAGGUCGAGGAUAUUACCGCUUGGUGAGCGAGCAUACACAUGCUUUGGAAGACUCGAGGUCCGCCUCUGCGCAGCCAUGGUACGCUGCUUGAUAAGGUCGAUCAAUGUGGAGAAACGCAGCAAGGCAGCCCUUCUACCCCGAGGUGUUCGGCUUUCCACCAAUGAGAACCUUCCGCGACUCUACAACCGCUUACUCCUCUCAUGCUACUCUCGUUGACAAUGACAGCCUGCAUGUAAGUACAAGAGCACAUCACUCCGUCAAGGUAGGUGUGAGACAAAAUUUCCCGCCAUUGUCGUUCGCUCCGUACGGUCGCAAUGCUUCCAUUUCCCGCGCUGAUCAUCAGCGCUUCCAUUCUCGCCACGACUAUCGCCCACCCAGCACUGCACCGGAGUCCGUUCAGUUGGGCAGGCACUAAGUAUCUGAUCGCGUUCGGAGACUCGUAUACCUACGUUCAAGGCACCUCUGGACGUCAG
This is a messenger RNA of Baudoinia panamericana UAMH 10762, 2032 nucleotides long. RefSeq lists its product as uncharacterized. The coding region runs from base 59 to 1585 and encodes 508 amino acids. NCBI's taxonomy places the organism in Eukaryota, Fungi, Ascomycota, Dothideomycetes, Mycosphaerellales, Teratosphaeriaceae. The record is from RefSeq and is a predicted model, not a curated record. Gene Ontology annotation, biological process: L-homoserine metabolic process. Gene Ontology annotation, molecular function: homoserine O-acetyltransferase activity. The transcript is spliced from 2 exons.